ACAUCGAGCUUUCACUAUCACUGGAAAGCCCAGAACUGAACCAAAAAAUGAUCACCGCCAUGCCGCCAGCUUGUUGUUACUAAUAAGAUGUUUAUUACACGUUAAAGCUUUAUCGUUGUUUUAUACUGAAAUGUAGUCUAUAUGAAUUGCCGUAAAGGCAAUUUUCGUUGUCGUCCAAAUUGUUAAAAAAAAGGCCUCACCAUUGCGAACAUAAUUCCUAUUAUGAUGCUGGGGCGCAAGCAGAGCCUCAAAGGGGAACCCGUCUUGGCCGAUUAUGGCCCAGAGGAGUCCCUCAAUGAGAGCGCUGAUAUAGAAUGGGUGAAUAAGCUAUGGGUGAGAAGAUUGAUGAGGUCUUGUGCUCUAGUAUCUUUAGCUUCUGUUUGCUUAAAUACUCCUAAGACUUUUGAAAAAGUUCCACCUCUUCAAUAUGUUACCUUUAUUUGCGAUUUAGUUAUUACGUUUUUAUUUACUGCUGAAAUGAUUGCUAAGAUGCACAUAAGGGGCAUACUGAAGUUACAGAGGGAUAAAUCUUAUUUAAAAGAUCAUUGGUGCCAAUUCGAUGGAAGUAUGGUCAUCUUUCUCUGGUUAUCUGUAAUUUUACAAAUGUUUGAGAUGCUAGGUUUCGAUAUACGGCUCACUCCCAUUUCGAUAUUGCGGGCACCACGACCUUUGAUUAUGAUACGCUUCUUACGAGUCUUCCUUAAGUUCUCCAUGCCGAAAGCUAGAAUUAAUCAAAUUUUUAAGCGUUCGAGUCAACAGAUAUAUAAUGUGACUCUUUUCUUCCUUUUCUUCAUGUCUCUUUAUGGUCUUUUAGGCGUUCAAUUCUUCGGUGAAUUGAAAAACCAUUGUGUUCUUAAUACUACAGAUCCGAAGUAUAUAACUAUAAAUAGUUUAGCCAUUCCUGAUACUUUUUGUUCUACUGAUCCUGAAUCAGGAUACCAAUGUCCAGAAGGAAUGACUUGUAUGAAACUCCAAUUGUCGAAGUACAUCAUGGGUUUCAAUGGAUUCGAUGAAUUUGCUACUAGUAUUUUUACUGUCUAUCAAACUGCAUCGCAAGAGGGAUGGGUUUUUAUCAUGUACCGUGCUAUAGAUAGUUUACCCGCUUGGCGUGCGGUUCUUUACUUUAGUACGAUGAUAUUUUUCUUAGCAUGGCUCGUGAAAAACGUAUUCAUAGCCGUCAUUACGGAAACUUUUAAUGAAAUACGAGUACAAUUUCAACAAAUGUGGGGUGUUAGGGGGCACAUCAGUAACAAUACAGCGUCACAAAUAUUAACUGGUGACGAUAAUGGUUGGAAAUUGGUAACUCUAGAUGAGAACAAACACGGAGGAUUGGCUUCUCCCAUAUGUCACGCGAUUCUUAGAUCUCCACAAUUUCGUAUGGUGGUAAUGUUCGUGAUUUUGGCAAAUGGAAUCGCCACUGCGACGAUGAGCUUCAAGCAUGAUGAGAAACCAAGGCAUAUGUACUAUGACAACUAUUACUACGCUGAAAUCGCGUUCACCGUAUUUUUGGACCUCGAGACGUUAUUCAAAAUCUGGUGUCUCGGCUUUCGCAGUUAUUACAAGCAUUCGAUUCACAAAUUCGAGCUGCUGCUGGCAAUUGGUACAACCCUACACAUCAUUCCGUUCUUCUAUCUUUCUGGAUUCACGUAUUUUCAGGUUCUUAGAGUAGUCAGACUCAUCAAGGCAUCACCUAUGCUCGAGGAUUUUGUAUAUAAAAUAUUUGGUCCGGGGAAAAAGCUAGGCAGCCUCAUUAUAUUUACCAUGUGCCUGCUAGUCAUAUCGUCCAGUAUUUCUAUGCAGCUUUUUUGCUUUCUUGAUUUCACGAAGUUUGAAACAUUUCCAGAGGCAUUUAUGUCCAUGUUCCAAAUCUUGACACAAGAAGCUUGGGUAGACGUUAUGGACGAAACAAUGUUAAGAACACAUGAAACAAUGGCUCCUCUUGCUGCUAUGUAUUUCAUAUUAUACCAUCUUUUCGUCACGCUGAUUGUGUUAAGUUUGUUCGUCGCUGUAAUUUUGGAUAAUCUUGAACUGGACGAAGAUAUCAAGAAACUGAAGCAAUUAAAAUUCCGCGAACAAAGUGCAGAGAUAAAGGAAACUCUACCAUUUAGGUUGCGAAUCUUUGAGAAGUUUCCUGAUAGUCCUCAAAUGACAUGUUUACACAAAGUGCCAUCAGAUUUCAAUCUUCCAAAAGUUCGUGAAAGUUUCAUGAGACAGUUCGUAUUUGAAAUGGAAACUGAAGAAAACGAAGGUGUCAAGAAAAUAAACGAAACUUUUGAUUCAAAAAUGAUAUAUAGGAAACAACGUCCAGUAAAAAUUUUAAAUAAUCCACCGAAAGUAAGAAACGUUGCUACAAAUCUUAAAAAAGCAGCUGUUAUCUAUAUUAUAAAUGAUUCAAAUAAUCAAAGAUUAUUACUAGGUGAUUCGGCUAUGAUACCAGUGCCAGGAAAAGGUCUUUUAAAGCCACAGGGUACUGUCAGUAGUGCCAAGCAACUUCGUUUUGACCAGAAAAAAUCAAUUAGAAGAAGCGUCCGUAGUGGAUCAAUCAAGUUGAAACAGACGUACGAACAUUUAAUGGAAAACGGUGAUAUCGGAGGUAUAAACAGAGUUAGCUCUUCUCGGAGUAGACCGCAUGAUUUGGACAUUAAAUUGUUGCAAGCUAAACGACAGCAGGCCGAGAUGCGAAGAAAUCAGCGUGAAGAAGAUUUACGCGAAAAUCACCCAUUUUUUGACACACCAUUGUUCGCAGUACCGCGUGAAAGUAAAUUUCGUAAAAUUUGCCAGUCGCUUGUUUACGCGAGAUACGAUACAAACGUAAAAGAUCCAUUAACUGGAAAAGAGAGGAAAGUUCAAUAUAAAAGCCUGCACAAUUUUCUUGGCUUGGUCACAUACCUUGAUUGGGUAAUGAUUUUUGCUACCACUAUGUCUUGUAUCUCUAUGAUGUUCGAAACACCACGAUACCGCGUAAUGGAAGUUCCGGCAUUGCAAAUUGCGGAGUACGGUUUCGUGAUCUUUAUGAGUAUCGAAUUAGCUCUGAAAAUUCUGGCAGACGGGCUAUUUUUUACGCCGAAGGCCUAUAUCAAAGACGUCGCCUCCGUGUUGGAUAUUUUUAUUUAUGUCGUCAGCCUCGUGUUUCUCUGUUGGAUGCCGAAGAGCGUGCCUCCGAAUUCCGGUGCGCAACUUCUUAUGAUCUUACGUUGCGUUAGACCACUAAGAAUCUUCACUCUUGUACCGCACAUGAGAAAAGUUGUUUAUGAAUUAUGUAGAGGGUUCAAAGAGAUCUUAUUGGUCUCUACUCUAUUGAUUUUACUGAUGUUUAUAUUCGCGAGUUAUGGUGUACAGCUCUACGGGGGUAGAUUAGCUCGUUGCAACGAUCCCACUAUUUUAAAACGAGAAGAUUGCGUUGGAGUAUUCAUGAGGAGAGUUUUUGUGACGAAAAUGAAAUUAAAUCCUAGCGAAAAUGAGAGCUAUCCAUCGAUACUAGUGCCACGCGUUUGGGCUAAUCCUAGAAGAUUUAAUUUUGAUAAUAUUGGUGACGCGCUGAUGGCACUUUUUGAAGUACUCUCUUUUAAAGGAUGGCUCGACGUUAGAGAUGUUCUUAUACAAGCUCUUGGUCCCGUCCAUGCUAUUUAUAUUCAUAUCUAUAUUUUCCUGGGUUGCAUGAUUGGUUUAACGCUGUUCGUCGGUGUUGUUAUCGCUAAUUAUUCUGAAAAUAAAGGAACCGCAUUACUCACGGUCGAUCAAAGACGAUGGUGUGAUUUGAAAAAGCGACUGAAAAUCGCACAACCGUUACAUUUACCACCCAGACCAGAUGGAAAAAAAUUCAGGGCAUUUAUCUAUGACAUCACGCAAAAUAUCUAUUUUAAAAGAUUUAUUGCGGUCAUGGUGCUCAUAAACAGUGCUCUUCUGUGUGUCUCUUGGAGAAUCGAGGAAGAACACACGGAAGCACUCGCUACGGUGUCCACGAUUCUGACACUCAUCUUCCUCGUGGAAGUAAUUAUGAAAAAUAUUGCUUUUACACCACGUGGCUAUUGGCAGUCCAGAAGAAACAGAUAUGAUUUGCUCGUGACAGUCGUCGGUGUUAUUUGGAUCGUCAUUCAUUGUACAAUGAAGAAUGAUUUGUCAUAUGUAAUCGGCUUCAUGGUCGUGAUCCUUAGAUUUUUCACAAUCACUGGCAAACAUACAACUCUCAAAAUGCUGAUGUUAACGGUCGGAGUAUCCGUUUGCAAAAGUUUCUUCAUUAUAUUUGGCAUGUUUCUUCUUGUUUUCUUUUAUGCGCUAGCUGGCACGAUCAUCUUUGGAACUGUAAAGUAUGGUGAAGGUAUAGGAAGGCGUGCCAAUUUUGAGUCACCUGUAACAGGCGUCGCGAUGCUCUUCCGUAUUGUCACAGGGGAAGAUUGGAAUAAAAUAAUGCACGAUUGCAUGAUACAACCACCAUAUUGCACUCCAGCUGCUAAUUAUUGGGAAACCGAUUGCGGCAACUUUCAUGCUUCCUUAAUAUAUUUUUGUACUUUCUACGUCAUUAUCACUUACAUUGUUUUAAAUCUUCUGGUGGCUAUUAUUAUGGAGAACUUUUCUCUAUUUUACUCCAAUGAAGAAGACGCUUUGUUAUCGUAUGCUGAUAUUAGAAACUUCCAGAACACUUGGAACGUUGUUGAUAAUCAUCAGAAAGGUUUUAUACCUGUGAAACGGGUGAAGUUUAUUUUAAGAUUAUUGAAAGGUAGAUUGGAAACUGACCCACAGAAGGAUCGGCUUCUCUUCAAACAUAUGUGCUACGAAUUAGAAAAGUUGAACAAUGGUGAAGAUGUUACCUUUCAUGACGUUAUCAACAUGUUAUCCUAUCGUUCGGUUGAUAUUCGAAAAGCUCUUCAGCUUGAAGAAUUAUUGGCAAGAGAGGAGUUUGAAUACAUUAUUGAAGAAGAGGUUGCUAAGCAAACAAUCAGAAAUUGGCUAGAAGGUUGCCUGAAAAAAAUACGUGCUAGUGGGAAGCAACAGAAUAGUCUCGUAGCCGGUCUUCGUGCCAACACUGAACAAGUACAACAACAAGAGCAUGUAGAAGAAAAAGGGAAGGAAGUAGCCAAAGAAGAAGAAACUGAAACAAAGGAGAUUGAUGCAAUCAGGCACUGCAAAGCAAAGAAACCAGUAGUGCUUCCAAGAUCUGAUAGUAUAGGUAGUGGAUCAGGAAGAAAAUAUUUAAUCCCAACACUAUCAGAUCCUGCUUCCAUUAGGUCUGAAAAAGACAAGAGUGCGGCACCUAAGAAGAAGAAUAAUAGACCACCACCGGCGCCGAAAAAUAAUUUGCCACAUCUCACAGAGAGCACCGAGCAAAGCCGACAGCAGCGGGAAGUAGUCAACGCAAAAGCAACUGUACCAAAACCUUCCAGCGUCAUGCUAGAGGUUCGAGAAUGGUGGAAGGAACAGUUGGCAUACAGCAGUGAGUCCAGCGAAGACGAGGUUUAAGUAAACGCUUUUAAACAAAUAGCCGCGGAUAUAAAUUAUAGCGCAGUACAGUAUAAAAAUGGAGCACAUGCUUUUUAGCAUCCUUGGUGAAAAUGUGAAUUAAAUUAAAAAUAAUGCAAAUACAAUUUGUAUUUCGCUGUUGAUUACAUGUGCUUCGUUCUUAACUGUCUACACGAAUAAAACAUUGGUAAAUAAGAAGAAAAAUAUAAGUAUGUGCCUGAAACACCAGCGUUAAAGGUAAGGCAUAAGAGAAGCAUUUUUGAGCACAGAGAAGACAAGGUACAAUUUCUGUAA
Molecule: messenger RNA, 5751 nt
Organism: Bombus impatiens (common eastern bumble bee)
Lineage: Eukaryota; Metazoa; Arthropoda; Insecta; Hymenoptera; Apidae
Gene: na
Product: sodium leak channel non-selective protein
Exons: 29
Coding region: 223-5457 (1744 amino acids)
Biological process (GO): transmembrane transport; monoatomic ion transport
Cellular component (GO): membrane
Molecular function (GO): monoatomic cation channel activity
Source: RefSeq, a predicted model, not a curated record